Molecule: messenger RNA, 1567 nt
Organism: Vollenhovia emeryi
Lineage: Eukaryota; Metazoa; Arthropoda; Insecta; Hymenoptera; Formicidae
Exons: 3
Coding region: 79-1137 (352 amino acids)
Source: RefSeq, a predicted model, not a curated record
GUACGUGAAAAUGUGCCGAUUCUAACGAAACGACGGUCCGUCGCUUGUCCGCGCGGAUAUUACAGUUCGAGAAGCGAGAUGCCACGGAGAGUGUACGUUUUACUUCUCCUGUACGCGACGAUAAUUCUCAACGCAGAAUGCGCGAGUGGUAUUCGAGAUCGUUGCUCGGAACUGAUCGAGUUCGACGUCGACGAGAUCGAGAAUCACUUGUCCGAAUUAAAUCUCACGGACGUGCCUACGGUGAAGAUGAUGACCGCCGGAUUCAAGUGUCCGGUCUCCGAUCUGCCUUUCGGUGCGCUGAAGUCGGACUGGGCCAGACUGUUGUUGCUGCGAGAGGCUCAACCCGACGGGUCGAUCGUCAAGCUCAAGCUCGUACGGUUGAUGCGACUAUUAAUAAUCGCUUAUUACCAAAUGGAGGAGCGUAUUCAAGCGACGGGUCCUGAGGCGCAGGCCGCAGAGAAAUCUCUGGUAGGUGAAACAACGACGACCACGGACGAGACGAGCCCAAGCAACGGCAGUAAUUUCUCGGGACCCGAAACCCCGGGCAACAAUGCGAGUCGUCGUUGUUCGCGUACGGAUUCGUUCUCGAACGAUAUAACGCGACUGGCCACCCGGAACGACUGCCCGGGGAUAAAAUCGAGCGCGACGAUAAUCGAAAUCGCGACGAUGAGGAACCUGCCGAGUCCCAAUGGAACAGCCGCUGACGUUCCACCCUCCGCGACGCGUCAGAACGUUACGUCGUCGAUCGAUCCUGGCGGCGCGAAGAAGGCAGCGUUGAAAAUCCUGGGUAAUUGCUUGAAGCAUUCUUUCAAGGACGUCGCGCGGGCACAGAGCAAGGUGUUCGAGAUCGUGAGGGAUAAGGCGCGAAAGGGCAACGAGAUCGACGAUCGCGGGGGAGAUCGCACCCUCAUCAGACUAUCGUCGCCCGCGAACGAAUCCUGGCAACACGUGACGUUCGCCACGAGGGCUCCGCUAACUCUCUCUGGCAUAGCAGCGCCGGCCUAUCGAACGCGGGGAUCAAACGGGCUGAGGAAAAGCCCGCGGAAGUUGCAGAAACGCAUGAAAUUAAACAAGGACCUUUACGAAGUCUUCAGACGGUUUUACGGCGUCGGCGAAAAUGAAAAGGGCACGAAGUGAGUGUCUUCCGCCCCUAGUAGCACAGUGUAUCGGCACACAGUGGCCCAAAUACAACCAAACAUUGGGCCAUUGUUUAACCAAUGUUUGGUCAGUGCACUGUGCUACUAGGGGCGUUUCGAUGUCGCACGAAAUGGUCGUGCUUCUCCCCGGACUUCUUCGAUAAGCUCCGUGUACUUUUAAACGCUCGAGAUUAUUGUUGCAAAGUAUAUAGUGAAAAGUUGAAAAUAAGUCUUUUAUAGACACGAACAAACACAACACACACAAACUUAAAGAGUAUAAGAAAUUUUCUGUUGGCUAUAGUUCAGGAUAAAUGAUUCUAUUAUACAGGGUGUACCGGGAGGAAAGGUCAAUAUUCUGAGAGGCGAUAGUUAUCGGUCAUUUCAAGCAAAAGUGUUCAUACAGAUAUAUGUCCCAUUCCCCACUGUUUCUG